Messenger RNA from Sinocyclocheilus grahami, 1381 nucleotides. Its product is annotated as C-C chemokine receptor type 2-like. Gene Ontology annotation, biological process: cell chemotaxis; calcium-mediated signaling; positive regulation of cytosolic calcium ion concentration. The coding region runs from base 153 to 1169 and encodes 338 amino acids. The transcript has 2 exons. The record is from RefSeq and is a predicted model, not a curated record. Gene Ontology annotation, cellular component: external side of plasma membrane; membrane. Lineage: Eukaryota; Metazoa; Chordata; Actinopteri; Cypriniformes; Cyprinidae. Gene Ontology annotation, molecular function: C-C chemokine binding; C-C chemokine receptor activity.
GGAAUUCUGUCUGAGUGAAAGUGUGUUUUUCGGGAAGUGGGCGGAGUUUGGGGAGUUUUGGGACUUUCCUGUUUGGUUCAGCUUUUUGAAAGACAGGAUGGCUCACACAGAUUUCCCAGAUUUCCCAGAUUCAGCUGCUGUAAUCAAGAGCCAUGACCGAGGGCCCGGGGACUGCAACUGCUCCGACAGCAGACUACAGUGACUACUAUGACUUCUAUGAUGAGACUGGAUCAGUGUGUGCAGAUGAGAGCACAACGGCCUUCAGCGGGCUUCUCUUUCCCGUCCUGUACAGUACAGUGUUCACGCUGGGUUUGCUGGGAAACGCUCUGGUCCUGUGGGUCCUGAUCAGACACCGUCACAGAAGCAGUCUGACAGACGUGUGUUUGCUCAAUAUAGCCGUCUCUGACCUGCUCUGUCUCGCCUCGCUCCCGGUCUGGGCUCACAGUGCCGUGGAUGAGUGGGUUUUUGGCUCGUUCGUGUGUCACACUGUAACCGGUCUCUUCACGACGGGUCUCUACGGCAGAGUCUUCUUCAUGGUCCUCAUGACACUGGAUCGCUACGUCAUCAUCGUCUACAAACACAGCAUCUGUUCCAGAAAAUGGCCUGCAAAAAUAGCCCUGGUCUUAUUUGUGUGGAUGCUCAGCCUGUUUGUGUCCCUCCCUGAUAUUGUUUUUGCCAAAGUGAAGGAGAGCAGCAAAGCGUCCUGCGGAUCUGAGUUUCCUGAAGGUGCAGCCUGGAUGUCCUUUACGUAUCUGAACGUCCUGAGCUUGAUUCUGCCUCUGAUUAUCACGAGCUUCUGCUUUUGCCGGAUCCUCAGCGCUCAAUCAGAAGAAAACCACAGCAUCGUCAGACUCCUCCUGGCUGUGCCGGCUGUUUAUUUCUUCUUCUGGACUCCAUACAACAUCGUCACGUUCCUCGUGUUCCUGCAGACGAAGGGCUACAUGCUUUCUUGUGAGUGGUUUAAUGGUCUGGCUCUUGCCAUGCAGUGGGUGAAAGCCAUCGCAUUAAUCCACUGCUGCCUCAAUCCCAUCAUCUACACCUGUGUGGGACAGAAGUUCAGAAGAGCAGUGCUUACGGUCCUUCCAUCGUGCUUCAGCCAAUACAUAACCAGCUCUCCACAGUCCCCUGAGAGCGGGUCUUCUGAAUGCUCCUCCACACUGAUCGCAUAAACACAGAGGCUCAUAUUCUCACUCUCCCGGAGUUCACUUUUUAAUAAACACGUACUGAGUGCAGUUGUCUUUGCUUUGUUUUCUGACAGUUUUGUUAAUGAGGAUGUAUGUGAAGUAGUAAACUGCACGUAUAUCGCAUGCAUAUCGCUCAUAUUCUAGACAUGCAACAGGAGUUAAUGAUUUCAUCAACAUUUUAAAUGUUAGUAUUUGCA